UGUGAAAACUUACUGCAACAUGCGGGACUGUUAGUGGGGUGUGGCGGUUUAUGCGCGUAUGCGCGUGCGCAAAGUGUAAUAUUAGUGUGUGUGUGUGUGUGUGUGUGUGUGUGUGUGUGUGUGUGUGUGUGCGUGUGUGUGUGCGCGCGUGUGUGUGUGUGCGCGCGUGCGUGCGCGCCGGCAGCAACGGUGUUUUGUAGAUAAUUAUGUUUACUUGUAGAUGCGACGUUUGUACUGACGAGAUUUGUUUGAAAUUCUAAGUUGAAGAAAUCGUUAGUAUAAUUGAGGAUGCCUACGUGGAUGCUUGUAGGACGCUUAUUUAGUGUAUUAUACUGUAAUAUGGAUGUGCUGAAUGUUUUUUCGCUAGUGAGGGGAGUAGGGAAGCCAGUGGGCAGACUAAACAUACAACAAACCGGCAGCUAGACGUAUGAGUCAGCCAGAUAGAUGUAAUAUAGUCUAGUGAUGAUUAUUGUUAUUAUUUGAAACGCGAAGUGUAUUUCAGUUAUCUCAUUCUGGCGAUGGUGCAAAGAUUGCCAACAUGUAUGUGGGGUGCAUGGCCUAUGCAGAUGAUAUAGUGUUGGUGUCUCCAACGGUAAUGGCAUUACAAAGAAUGCUUGAUAUGUGUACAUCUUUUGCCGACAGCAAUGGUUUGACAUUCAAUGUGAGUAAGAGUGUGGUGAUUGCGUUUGUGUAGUCAAGAUUUGUUUGUAUGGAGGAUCCUCAGCUAGUGCUUGACCACAACACGUUGCCUUGGAAGUCUCGUAUCACUCAUUUGGGGGUGAUGCUGGAUGAGUUAUGCAACAAUGCCACUGCCGUGGAAGAUAGAGUUAAGAAAUUUUGCGGAGCUGUUAAUUCUGUUGUGUCACGUUUAGGUGGUAAAGUUUUGUCAAAUCAAGUUUGGAUGAAAAUAGUAGACACUCAGCUGUUUCCAGUACUAUCUUAUGGUAGUCACCUCUGGAAUAUUGACAAAGCUUCUAUCACAAGAACUGUAGACGUAGCUUAUCAGAAAGGAAUUCGACCUGGUUUUGGAAUGAGAUCAAGAGAGUCAAUACGUGACAGACUGAAAGAGUGUUUUUGCAGAAGCUUCAGAGAAGAUCAAAAGACUCCAACUAUUAUACAUGAAACGAGCAAUUCACUCCGUAAAAUUACCUUGUACAAGGACUGUCAUGGUUGCUUUGCAGAUAGACUUGAGGGAGUUCCAUGAAUUCUUUUAAAUUUUUAGUUUAGUGUUAGUUUGGUUAUAUUUGUGCUACUUGUAUGUAUUGUGUGUAUAGUUGAUGUAUGUCUAGUCGUUGCCCCUGUGUGGGAACUGCACCAAAUUGUGGUGUGUCAAAAAUACAUUAUUAUUUAUUAUAUAGUA
Messenger RNA from Corticium candelabrum, 1360 nucleotides. RefSeq lists its product as uncharacterized. The transcript is spliced from 2 exons. The coding region runs from base 710 to 1204 and encodes 164 amino acids. Lineage: Eukaryota; Metazoa; Porifera; Homoscleromorpha; Homosclerophorida; Plakinidae. The record is from RefSeq and is a predicted model, not a curated record.